Molecule: messenger RNA, 1731 nt
Organism: Aspergillus wentii DTO 134E9
Lineage: Eukaryota; Fungi; Ascomycota; Eurotiomycetes; Eurotiales; Aspergillaceae
Product: glycoside hydrolase family 18 protein
Exons: 4
Coding region: 385-1506 (373 amino acids)
Biological process (GO): carbohydrate metabolic process; chitin catabolic process
Cellular component (GO): extracellular region
Molecular function (GO): chitinase activity; chitin binding
Source: RefSeq, a predicted model, not a curated record
GCGGGGGGGUACUAAGUAUUUGUUGUGUUUUUCUUUUUUCUUUUUUCUUUUUUUUUUUUACUUUUUUGGGCUUAAUAAAGAAAAAAAAAAUUGUGUCGUGCAUUGAUUUAUGUCAUUCUAUUUCCCUCUUGUCCAUUGAGAGUCUCUGAAUUUCUCAUUAACGCUGUUUUUUCUUUUUAUAUUUCGAUCGUCGACUUUUUCUUAUACUUUUGGUAGACAAACAACAUCCCACACGUGACGUCUUGUACAAUUGGGGCAGCUGCUGUCCUCCCCCAGGUCUUCUUCCUCAACAUCUUUGUCUUCUUUAAAUCAUCCUCUUCCUGUCUUUUGACUCCACUUUUCGCCUUGAGAGCUCUAAUUCAUUGCUUGGUCAAUCAUCACAUAAUGUUCUCCGGAUCGAAACUCUUCCCCCACUGGCGUCGCAAGGCAGCCGAAAAGUCCAAAAACACCAACUCGUCAAUCGAAGUACCGUUUUAUAUGAAUGCUGCCUAUUAUCCGAAUUGGAGGAUAUACCGGAAACAGCCACCGUCAUCGUUGAGGCUGGGUUUUGUGUCUCAUAUCUUCUACGCGUUUGCUUGGGUCAAAGAGGAUGGUACAGUAUAUUUGAGUGAUGAGUGGGCCGAUACUCAGAUGCCCGUCGACGGGACCAACGGUUGUCUGCGGGCGUUUGCCCAGUUGAAACCGCAGUAUUCCAAGAUGAAGGUCAUCCUUUCUGUCGGGGGUGGAGGCAAGGGAAGUGAGAACUUCGCCUCUGUGGCGAGAAACCCUGCCUCUGUAGAGACCUUUGCCCGUACUGCAAGAGCGUUGGUGGAUCAAUUUGGCCUUGAUGGCAUUGAUGUCGACUGGGAGCAUCCUGAAGACCCACAACAAGGAUUAGACUACGUACGUCUUUUGGCUCGACUGCGCGAUUACUUGCCCGCACCACGAUACGUACUAGCGACAUGUCUUCCUGCUGGGCAAUGGGCUCUCCGAAACAUCGAUUUGGGCAAGGCCUCAAACUAUUUGGAUUUGAUCAACAUCAUGGCGUAUGACUUUGCGGGGCCCUGGACGAAUCAAACAGGACAUCAGGCACAGCUUUACAGUCCCUCCCGCGCUACCCCCGCUUCGUCCACUUCGUGUCAGUCAGCAGUGAAUUACGUGCUGUACCAAGGGGUGAAUCCGAAAAAGCUGCUCCUAGGAGUACCAGCUUAUGGGCGAUCAUUCUUGGGCAGCAGCAACGUGGGCCAAAACUACUCCGGGUGUGGCGGGGAAGACGGUGUGUUUGAUUACAGCGACCUCCCAAGACCGGGGGCCAAAGAACACCACGAUGACAAAUUGGGAGCGGCGUAUUGCAGCGGAGGGGACGGGGGGUUUGUGACGUAUGAUACACCGCGGACAGUACAACACAAGGCCAGGUUUGCGACCAAAAUGAAGCUAGGGGGGCUGUUCUAUUGGCACAUUGGGGGCGAUGCACGAGGGCCGCGAAGUUUGAUUGAAACAGGGUACAACACGCUGCAUGAGAUGUAGGGAGAAGAAAGAAGGAAAGGGAAACAAGAAAACAGGAAAGAAACGGAGAAUAAAAUGGAAUGACAAAAUGGAAACGGCAGCAAAAAGGAAAAGGAGGUUAGUUAUCAAUUCAAUUACCAUAAACAUAUCUAAGGGUUAUCAGUGAUAAGAUAGGGGAAUAAGUGUAAUAAAUCUAUUAUCUCACGAUAUCAUAUCAGUCUAUCUCUAUCGUCACGUUUAUCGGUC